AUGCUCUCGGGCUUCAUCGAAGGCAUCAUCGGACUGAUCUUCUCGCUGUUUCAAUCCGUCGCUACAGGCAUUAUUCAGCUCUUUUUCCCACAGCUAAGCGAGGUUCACAAGCAUUUUCAAGAAAACUGGAAAAGAUAUGCCACUUUCGCUUUAUACGCCUUUCUGACGGCCUCACUUCUGGGAGGAUUGUUCCUCUUUUGCUUGCUACUCGCCUACUUCUUCAACUCGUGGCUCUCUUUCGGGAUGCAAAUCCAGCGAAUUGACGUUGACUUUGACAUGGCUCGCGAAAACGGGCUCAAGUGGGGAUACGAAGCGCCAACAAUGGAGGACUCUCAAUUCGAGGAGUAUCUGAAUGAGUUCAUUCUUUCGAAGGAAAGUGCAAGCUCGUUCGUACGCGAUAGGGACUCCUCGCGCUAUCAUCACUACGAAGAUGACGACUCUUACAGCGAAUUUAUUGACACUAUCAAGAGAUCGAAGAGGGAGAUUUACAAACUGAAGAACAAGCUCAAAUCGCAGGCUGCAGAUUCGAUGCGAUGUGUUCAGAAAGCGUCAAUUCCCUCUGCUUUGAGUCAAGGAGUCGAGUUUUCCAUGAGCAUUUCUUUCGUAACACCAGAAUCGCAUUAUCAGAGGCUCGAAGCGAACACGCCUCUGCAAGUUGUAAUAGGAGAUCAAACAAUUAUCAAGCCGAUUCCAACGCCUUCCCGUUCAUAUCUUCUCUCAACCUUCCGAACGAUCUUCUAUUCUCCGUAUUUGAUUCUCGGGCUAAUGCCGGAAACGAACGACAUCGAAAUUUCGCUUUACGGAGGCGCAAACAAGCCUUUCAAAAGCUCAGUUACCGAGCAAUCAAUCGAACUGAUUGUCGAGUCCUGUGAUUUACAAAUUCUCGAUGCGACAUUGUUGGUAACUCCGACCAUCUCCUGGUUUCAGUCUGCUCUGGGUCGCUUUCCACUUCUCUCUCUUUUCUUCACAGCUUCAGUUUUUAACGGCCUCGUGUUAAUAGCUAUUUCUGCCUCUGGGUUGGUCUACGUCCAUCUUUCGUCGAAGUCCUCCGAAAAACCGACAAAAAGAACAAGCUCUACUAAAGAUCCAAACUCGAACGUAGAAAACAUCUCAACUGUUCCUGACUCUCUCUUAUCGGAGCGAAAGAGCUUCCGACAAGACACUGAUUCUUGGUCGGAAUGUUCCGACUCGCCUGUUUCUUGA
Messenger RNA from Oikopleura dioica, 1203 nucleotides. NCBI's taxonomy places the organism in Eukaryota, Metazoa, Chordata, Appendicularia, Copelata, Oikopleuridae. The record is from the annotation of a GenBank genome assembly.